GCACGCUUAGCUUCCUGAAAAUGGCUAGCUGGGGAAGAGUCGCUGCUCUCCUGAGGAACUUUUCCAGGACCCCUCGCUCUCUGAGGGGUUUAACACGGAACAGAGCAGUAGGAGCUGGUGUUUUGGGCUCUGUUAUCGGAACAGGAGUUCUGUGUUUCCAGCAGUAUCAUGCAGACAGCAGGACUCUGCCCUACACCGUGUAUGCUGAGGAACAAAAAGAUGCUGCAGCUCCUCCUCUGUCUGCCAGGAAGAUCCGGUUCACCCAGUUCGCCUCAGCUGUCUACGAUCAGGAGCCUUACAUGACCCCCAGAGACUUCCUGUACUCUGUCAUGCUGGAGAAUGUGGACCGAAAACUGCAGAAGAAACAGUUAACAAAGGAGGAAGUUGAUAAGAUGUUGAAUGCUGCCUCUAAAGCUAAAGCUGGCAAUGAUCUGUUCAGACACUUUGGAGACAAUGGUUUGAUAUCCUACACAGAGUAUCUAUUCCUGCUCACCAUCCUGACCAAGCCGCACACAGGAUUUCAUAUAGCUUUCAAAAUGCUUGAUGUUGAUGGCAAUGAACAAGUGGACAAAAAGGAAUUCCUCAAGCUGAAGAAAAUCAUUGGAAAAAAUAAAAAGAGAGUUCCCGUAGAUAGCAUAGAGAAACCAGUGGAGGAAGUACAAAGUGUGAACACAACGCUGCAGGCCUACUUCUUUGGAAAGAACGGAGAUAAAAAGUUACAGUAUAAGGAGUUCCACAGGUUCAUGGUGGACCUCCAGGAUGAAGUCCAGGAGAUGGAGUUCCGGCAGUUCUCCAAAGGAAUGGACACCAUGAGACGGGAGGAUUUUGCAGAGUGGCUGCUGCACUACACCAACGAAGAAGACAAUGAAAUCUACUGGGAGAACAUGAGGAAGAAGAUCCCUGCUGGUCAGAGCAUCACAUUCAACGAGUUUAAAGUCUUCUGCCUCUUCACCAACAACCUAGAGGACUUCGCCUUCUCAAUGAAACUGGUGACCAACGCCCACCGUCCUGUUGGAAUGGCCCAGUUCAGGAGAGCGGUGAAGAUCGCCACAGGUCACGACCUCUCUGAGAAUGUGUUGGACACAGUGUUUAAACUCUUUGACAUGGACGGAGACAACUGCCUGAGCCAUAAAGAAUUCAUUGGUGUGAUGAAAGACAGAGUGCUGCGAGGUCUGAGGGUGCAGCCUCAGAACGGCUUCUCCGGCUUCUGGAAGUGUGUGAAGCAGGAGACCCUGAAGGGAGCUCAGGAGGCUCUUGGAGAGAACGCAUCCCCCCUCUGAGCCACACUGAUGUCCCAGGACACGUCUGAGAGAUUCUUACCCACUUAUUUUUUUUAAAUAAUAAUCAAAGAAGCAGCGUGAGCUCUUGCUUCUAAAUGUAACCACAUGUGAAGAAACAGGAUUUACACCACUCUUAUGUGCAAAUGUGUUUACAGAGCAACAAAUCUAUCUGAUAUUAGCUAAGAACUGUCUGGUUGUGGUGUUUACAAUAUAUUUUUUACAUAGUUUGUGUGUUUAAUCAACUCAUGCAUUUCCACUCAAGAGUGACUCAUUGAUUUUGCACUUCACACACUUGUUACUUUGGGAAGUGUUUUUAUAAAACUGUGGUUUAUGGGACAGAUUGUAAUUCUGUGUAACUGACACAUUUUUCAGCUCCUUAUACAAUCUCUGGUGUGGGGUUUUUUCAUGUUUAUGUCAAAGUAUUUAUCAAAUAAAGUAUCAAAUGUGGAAAAUGUUGCUGCACAUUUGAAGCUGAAAUAUUAAG
Scomber japonicus (chub mackerel) is the source of this 1764-nucleotide messenger RNA. It is a transcript of the gene micu2, whose product is annotated as mitochondrial calcium uptake 2. The coding region runs from base 21 to 1280 and encodes 419 amino acids. The transcript has 12 exons. Gene Ontology annotation, molecular function: calcium ion binding. Gene Ontology annotation, cellular component: uniplex complex. Lineage: Eukaryota; Metazoa; Chordata; Actinopteri; Scombriformes; Scombridae. The record is from RefSeq and is a predicted model, not a curated record. Gene Ontology annotation, biological process: mitochondrial calcium ion homeostasis; calcium import into the mitochondrion.